AACACCCGUAUUCUAAGAUGUUUACUCAAAACUGCCUUCACUCGGUCCUCAGCCAAGGCCACCUUAAGGGAUUCUCAAAAUCUCCUUGAAAUCGGUAUUCUUAGUUGGCACCUCAACCUUAACGGAGGUUUCCUCCAGCGAGGAAGAGUGGAGGUAUGACGUCAUUGUUUUCGUAUUAUUUUGUUGGCAGCAUGAUAGAAUUCUGUUGGCUGUGGUCACGUUUGUAGUUUAUGGGAACAUUUAAACGUCAAACAAAUUGUCAAAUCGACUUUGACAGUUGAUUUCGCGGUACCGGCUUUGUUUAUUUCAAACACAAAUUUCAGACUACUUUGCACUGAGCAAGUUAUCAUCCGUCCCAAACUACUUUGUGGAGUGUGAAAGUGUUUAUUAGAUUUGUAAAAGUGUUUAUCAAGUCAAAAUGUCGAGCGGAUCAACAAGACAAACUUUCACUGAACACGAAAAAGUGUGUCUGCAGGAAUUAGUUUUGAAAUAUAAAUUAAAUUCUGCUGCAACUAUUGGGGCUGGAAAUGCAAAUGUAAAAAAAAUGGCUUGGGUACGCCUUACACAAGAAUGUAACUCCAUUGAGACCAAUAGUAAAGUAAGUACCUAAAUGUAGCACAUAAUAUUAAUAUCAUUCCUGAUUUUGAUUAAACUUACAAACAAACCUUUGAUUUCUUUUAGCGAACAGAGGCACAAUUAAAAAAAUGUUGGGACAAUUUAAAAACCAGAAGAAAACAAUUUCUAGCACAAGAAAAAAGGGAACGCAUGAGGACCGGAGGUGGGUUGUAUGCAGCUAGUACCUCUCAAGGCUCCCAGGAGGCUAUUGAUGCUGCUCUUUUGGAUGCCACAAAUAUAGAGCUACAAGGCGUGUUUGAUAGUGAUAGUGAUAUGGUGUUGGACCACAACAUGUUAGCCCCAGUACCCGAUCUCCCUGCACCUGCAGCCCCUGCAGCACCCGCUAAUACCUCACCUGGCGAAGGACCAUCCCAAAUACAAAAAGCUAUUCCUGUGGAAGUUGAUAUUGAAAUAAUGGAUAAUCAAUAUCGUCCAUCAGCCGGGUCUCGUCUCUCCGAUUAUGACCCACCUUCUCUAAUUCAAGAGUCUGUUCCUGUGGCACAAGUAGAGCUACCUCGUCGACCAUCAACUGGAUUGAGAGAACAUGAUUAUGGAGCACCUUCUCAAACUCAAGCUUCAAAGAACAUUCGGGCUCAUGUAAUUAAUCAGGAGUUCACCUUGCGAAAGGAUAGAUAUCAGGUGAUAGUGGACAGGGAGGAGGAGCUACACAAAUUGAGGAUAGCAGAGCGGGAGUGGCUCGUAAAGGCAGCUGAGGAGACAUAUCAUAAAGCUCGCCUUGAAAAGGAAAGUGCGCAGGAGUUGCUGCUAUGCAGCCGGGCUAAGCGAGAGCUAGCAGAGCUGCAUCUUUCUAGGGAAAGAAAGAAAUAAAUUGAUAGUUUUUA
Messenger RNA from Pectinophora gossypiella (pink bollworm), 1457 nucleotides. RefSeq lists its product as uncharacterized. The transcript has 6 exons. The record is from RefSeq and is a predicted model, not a curated record. The coding region runs from base 766 to 1443 and encodes 225 amino acids. NCBI's taxonomy places the organism in Eukaryota, Metazoa, Arthropoda, Insecta, Lepidoptera, Gelechiidae.